AUGACGGAAAGCAGAAAUAUACCACUAUUUGAAAGUACAACUGAGCCAUAUUCCAGAAGCUUGCAAGGAAUACUUUUGGUUCACAUGAAUUUGCUUGUUGAGUUUGAAGAGGAAGAUUAUGAAGCCAAAGACAAUGACAAAUUUAACCCAGACAAUGAAGUUGAAAUUCCAACUGGAAGAAUAGAUGGGAUUCUUUCAACAAAUACCAACAGUACAAAAAUGGAACAAUCACUUUACAUUCAAACAAAGAAGAAAUUUUCUGUCAAAAUGAAGGAAAUUAAAUCAGUGGCUCAACGACUUAGAAUACAAAACAGACGUAGUCCGCAUCCGGUUCCUGCAUUUAGGUACAACCCUCAUCACAAUAGGGGUCAUAGCCGUAACAGGUUCUCCCACAGCCAAAGUGUUAUCCCGAAGAGACAGGAUUCGUCAAGAGAAAUAUUUCAAACACACCCUGGACAGAGACUGUCUCCCACUACAGUCGAUGCCAAAAGACAGUCAAUAUUUCGAUUCCAGGGAAGAGGUCAGCAUGGGAUUGAUGGGCGCCCUUUUAAUAGUGUUGAACACAAUACAAAUCUUUCACCUCCAAUCAGUGGAAGAUUAAGGAAUCAUGUACCCAAAAAGUCAUUCCAUCCUACCCCACAUUUCCAUGCUACCCCACAUAAGAUUUCUAAGCCACAGUUCAGUUUUUUGUCUGCAAUGAACACCAACUUCCAAGGAACAACACCCCUUAAAAAAUCUCCUCAAAACUUUGUCAGCCUACCUGCUAGGAAAUGGAUACCACCCACUCCAACUUUUUCCAGAGCUGAAACAUCUGGACCAACUUUUUUAAAUUCUGUUCACAACAGGCAAAGACUUCAACCAACAUAUGUCGAUAAAAGACCCAGGCAAAUCCACCAGAGAAGGUUUACUUCUCCAUUAAAAAUUACAAUGGGAAUACAGACAGAUCAAGGAGGUUUAGUGUCCCCUCCUAUCCCAAACAUGCUACCAGAGAACAUUGUCAUUGCCAAUGCUCAAGCCAAUUCAGACAUUGUGAAAACUGAUAUGAAUUUAAUGAAACCUGCGUUUGAAACAAAAUUCAGUCAAGACAAGUUCAAGGCAAUUGAAGGAACUCUUCAAACUGCAACAUCUUCAAAGCCUAUAAAUACCAUAGUAAAAUCAGUUACGAAGGCGAAACCUUUGCAGAAGAAGGUGAAGAAAGUAAAAUCUGUUCCUGAGAAGGUUAAGAAUAAGAAGAAUCGAAAGCAAAAAACUGCAAAAACUACAAAAUCUAAAAAAUCAAAAGCACUGAAGAAGAAAAAUGUUAAGCAAUCCAAAAUUAAGUCAAAGAAAAAUAAUAAAACAACACCAACACCAGUAACACAUGCUUUGACAAAAUUACCAAAGACCACGAAGGCACCUACAACAACAGAAAAACCAGACGAUGAUCUCCUUUUCCCAGGCGGAUCUAGCGGCUCUUGGGAUGUAGAUCGCGAUUUUACAAAUUCAGGUUCUCAAGAAGUAAUGGAUUCUUUCGGUAGAGACAGGUUUCUUCCGGGAUGUCACUGUACGAUGUUUUGUAGACACGGUUUUGAAUUUGCGGGAUUUUGUGGCGCGUCGUCCGCCGAAUUCUUCCGUCCAAGACUGUCAAAGUGCUGCCCCGUCAGAAAUGGCUCAGAUGGUAGCAGUCGACAGCUGCCUUUCUUCUUUGAUGAUUAA
Messenger RNA from Saccostrea echinata, 1695 nucleotides. RefSeq lists its product as uncharacterized. The coding region runs from base 1 to 1695 and encodes 564 amino acids. NCBI's taxonomy places the organism in Eukaryota, Metazoa, Mollusca, Bivalvia, Ostreida, Ostreidae. The transcript has 4 exons. The record is from RefSeq and is a predicted model, not a curated record.